AAUUAAAUGAACACGCACAAGUGUGGAGACUGAAAGCUGCUUGGUGAGCGAAGCAUGCAGGCCCUGCGAUGAGAUCUCCAGCCGGUUGGCGAUGUCCACUGCAGCACGGAGCAUGUCUUCAAAAGCUGUGGACUCUUCCCUGAUUCUGCUCCAGAAAGAGAAACAAUCCAAGUGAGAAACGGCUCAUCGCCAACUGCCUGAGACGUGUCGUUGGUGGCCAUUAACGCGGGGAAGAUGUCAAAGCCUGAACCCCAAUCUCCACUUUGGCAGAGAGUCAGGGUUGCCAUGGACACCCAGGCCAAGAUGAAGGGCAUCCAACCACGCCACAUUGUGACCUGCAAAGACAAGAUGAGGUGACUAGCUGGAUUUGCUGAUCAAUGGUGCCUUCGGAUGCUCAUGGAGAGCUGUAAACAAGAUUGAGUUAACAGAGAAGGGACCUCUCAGCCUACUAUUUAAAGGAAAGAAGUCACUAAAGGCUGAACUUAUGAGGACACUGGGUUUUUAACACAGCUGUGUGCUGUUCUAAAGGUCCAGGUGGGAAGCCUAAGCCACCCAGAGGCAGAGCUAUGGGCUGCGGGGGGAGCAGGACCGAUGCUCUGGAGCCUCGGUACCUGGAGAGCUGGACCAAGGAGACAGAGUCCACAUGGCUGACCAGCACCGACACUGACAUCCCCCUGUCCUCCAUCCAGAGCAUCCCCUCCGAAAACUCAGAGGCUGGCUUUGCUUCGGAGAAAACAAUCACCCCUGUUCCAGAUUUCUUCGAGGAGGGCCUCCCUCUUCCUGCUCAGGCGUAUCUAAAGGUCUGCUCGGCCGUGUCUGAAGCCAGUCUGAGCGACGUGAAGCCCGGCAGCCCACCUGCUAUACUGGGCUCUCCACCCAAAGAGGGGGUGAUACUGUCGUCCGGCACCACAGUGCAGCGCAGAAGCGUGCUACACACUGAAGAGAUUACUAAAUGGCAGGACAAUCGGAUGUCAACCAAGCAGGUGACCAUCACAGUGACGCAGAGCAUCCAUCAGGUGGACAAGAACGGGAAGGUGAAGAAGUCCCUCACCACCUACGAGGUUAUGAAACCCUCGGAAAGCCUCAAACAGGUGAACACAGAAAACACCUGAGAGCGGGGGGGACUGGAAGAAGCCCAACAAAAAGCACGGAAGUGACAGUGUGAACGGAUGGAGACUUUGUUUCAAAUCUGAUGGCGGAUUUUCUUCUUUAAAAGUAUACACUGUAUCAUGUUAUGCUAUGGUUACAACAUUGACAUGUAAAACUGUAGGUUAGUCAUAGAAAACACAAAACAUGACAGUACAUACUGUAUCAGACCCAAAAAAAAAAGAGAGGGACAGGAAAUAUUUUUUGGGCAAAUGUUGGAAUUUCUCAAGUGACCUACAAUCUAAAAAAGCCUUCUCAUCAACAUUUUAGGAUGCUUUGAGGACAGUGGGAAACAUUGUCCUCUCCAUUGAGUCGUUUUGUACAGAAAGGUGUUAGAUUUUCUUAUCUUGUAAUUUCUUGUUAAAUAAAUUAAAGGAAAACAUUGAUGGUCCUUGAUUUAUAUGACUUAUAAUCUUUAUAUAUUCAAGGAAAAUACUAAAGCAAGGGAUAAGCAUAUUGGCACUUUACAUAUGCAUGUUUUGGGUUGGCC
This is a messenger RNA of Eleginops maclovinus (Patagonian blennie), 1636 nucleotides long. It is a transcript of the gene baalcb, whose product is annotated as BAALC binder of MAP3K1 and KLF4 b. The coding region runs from base 567 to 1112 and encodes 181 amino acids. Lineage: Eukaryota; Metazoa; Chordata; Actinopteri; Perciformes; Eleginopidae. Gene Ontology annotation, cellular component: cytoplasm. The transcript has 7 exons. The record is from RefSeq and is a predicted model, not a curated record.